Capsicum annuum is the source of this 513-nucleotide messenger RNA. RefSeq names its product G-type lectin S-receptor-like serine/threonine-protein kinase At4g27290. Bases 1 to 513 code for a protein of 170 amino acids. The transcript has 3 exons. The record is from RefSeq and is a predicted model, not a curated record. Lineage: Eukaryota; Viridiplantae; Streptophyta; Magnoliopsida; Solanales; Solanaceae.
AUGGAAAGCAAUGUGUUGCUAGACCUAGAAAUGAAUUCAAAGAUAUCAGACUUCGGCAUGGAUAGAUGUUUUGUAGGGAAUGAGAUGGAUGCAAACGCAAGUGGUGAGUGGCUACAUGUCCCAGAAUAUGCAACAAAUGGGAUUUUCUCAGUAAAAUCAGAUGUAAUCACAACUAAUCAAUACAUCAUAGAUGGUGAAACUGUUGUUUCAUCUUCGGGAACCUUUGAGAUGGGAUUUUUCAGCCCCAAAGGUUCCUCCAAGCGAUACAUUGGGAUAUGGUAUAAGCAAAUUCUUCCAGUGCAAACAGUAGUAAGGGUUGCCAAUAGAGAGAAACCGCUCACCAAUACAUCUUUAUUCGUUUUGAAGGUCACCAAGACGGGAAUACUUGCUCUUCUCAAUGACAAGAAUGAAAUAAUAUGGUCCACUAACGCCUCACGAUCAGUCCAAAAUCCAGUAGCACUACUUUUGGAUUCUGGUGAUCUUGUUAUAAAAGAUGCAAAUGAUGAAACUUAA